GUUGCCAAAAUGGCGAGGCUGGAAGUGCUGAACCAGGUGUUGGAGGAGCACCGAAAGGAGCGCGUGGAGAACCUCAACAAGGAGAAGGCGACGGCCGAUUCCAUGGUCGCGCAGGCGGUCAACCUCACCUUCCUCCAGCAGGGCUGGCUGGACAACCUCCGAG
Messenger RNA from Symbiodinium sp. CCMP2456, 163 nucleotides. NCBI's taxonomy places the organism in Eukaryota, Dinophyceae, Suessiales, Symbiodiniaceae. The record is from the annotation of a GenBank genome assembly.